Molecule: messenger RNA, 394 nt
Organism: Dermacentor andersoni
Lineage: Eukaryota; Metazoa; Arthropoda; Arachnida; Ixodida; Ixodidae
Source: RefSeq, a predicted model, not a curated record
AUGACCCUCGGCAUAACAUUCCGCGCGACCGUGCUGCGGGUCUUGACAGCAACCCCAGACAAAGUCAACCAAGUGAAUAACGCAGUCCACGGCAAGGGCGUUCAGGCAGAGAGGAUCGACGAUUCCAAUCUCAUCUUGCUGGUGAAUGACAUGACCCUAGCGGCCCAGGCAUUCGCGAACGAGGCAGAGAUCGGUCACGGUGCUCAAGGCAUAAACACAGAUUUACCGAACAUGAGGAUCCGGAUGACAUUACAAGAGCGUGUCGUACUGUGCCAGGGCGGCAGCUACCGGAAGGCAACUCUGGUUGUAGUUACGGCUACUGGACUCCCUGAGGAGCUGUCCAGAAAGAUUGCCAAGAAUGUGAUCACCAUGUUGUAGCUUAAAGUUGGAAGUU